UUUUUUGCCUUAUCACAAUCACCGUUGUUUGAAAAUUUCAACAAUACGUGUUAAAUAAAAAAUAAACAAACAUGGGAACCGUAUUGGAUCGAUAACAUAAACAUAGUGGACUUAAAAAAUCCCAGGCUGUUGCCUUCACUGCGCGAGGAGAAAACAACAAUAUUUCAGAUCGCAGAAAGUUUGACUGACUGGUCGUCCAUCCAGUGAGCAUGGAGGCAGGAGAGGACCAGACCAGUUCCAGCUCUGCCAAUAACAACGCUCCAUCAGGAGGAAACCCCCGCCCCUCUCAGAUAGCUCAAAUGUCUCUGUAUGAGAGACAAGCUGUGCAGGCACUGCAGGCACUACAGAGGCAGCCUAAUGCAGCUCAGUACUUCCAGCAACUCAUGCUACAGCAGCAAAUCAACAGUGCUCAACUCCACAACCUGGCUGCUGUGCAACAGGCAACUCUUGCGGCCAGUCGUCAAUCCAGCUCUCCCAAUAACAGUGUCUCUCAAGCCACAAGCUCAGCACAAUGCACAGUCAACUUAAGUACCACCUCUGGGGGAGGAAUCAUGACAAACUCUCGACCAAUGGGACCUGCCACCUCUGCUACAUCAACAGCCCUUAGCCAAUCAGUGUUGCUUGGUGGAAACUCAGGUGGACAGGGUCAGAUGUACCUGAGAGUAAACCGCUCUCUUCGGGCACCUCUCGCCCCUCAGCUCAUUUUCAUGCCUGGUGGUACGGCAACAGCUGCUGUGGCAACGGUUGCCCAACAGCAGCCCCAGCAGCAACCACCGCAGCAGCAACAGGAAACAAGUCCCACAUCCUCCAGUAACCAGUCAGAUAAUGAUCAGGUACAGAACUUGGCAAUGCGUUGCAUAUCCUCUCCAAGGGUCGCUUCUGUGAAGACAGAGUUUGUGGACACUAGAAAGGAGAUGGGCGGUUCAUUCCCAAUUAACCAGCAGACUCAGAUGCAACAGCAAUUUGGUCAGUCAGCCCAGCAGAUCCAUCCCCAGACUCAACCGCUCGCCAACACCAAGCUGCAAAACUACUCCAACACCACUAACAUGUCUGUCCUCAACGUGAAGGGCACUAACCAAUCCACUGUCACCACACAGCAAACCGGAGCCUCAUCCAACCCUCCUUCCUCCUCGCCCACUUCCUCGAUCCCUCUCUCCCAGCUGCUCCUCUCUCAAUCUGGCUUGUGCCAGGCCCGAGGUGUACCAGCCGCUGCGGCCACAGUUACCCACAUUCUGGUGCCCACCUCUAAUGUUCCCACUUCUUCUCAAGGGUAUCCGAUGGGCACAGUGGCAACCAAAUCCAAUAUAACAGCCCAGACAUUAGUGGUACAGCCUCUCCAGCAGACAGGAGCAAAUUUGAGCACAGAGAAACUGGGUCAUGCAACGGGGCAUGUGCCCAUCCAACCUAAAAUGGCUCAGGGCCAUCGGCUGCCAGUGCAGAUGCCCCCUCGCCACCCACUUCCCAUUCUCCCAGCACCACCUAAUAACAACCAGGGCACGGGGGGACAUCACCCUCCACAUGUCCCAGUUCAGCUGGUUGGGGCAAGGCAGAGCACGCUAGGAAACUCCCAGGCUUUAGCAGUGGCCCAGGCCCGUUGCGCCCAGCAGGACACCACAGCUGCUGUGGCUGUAAAUAACUCCAAUAGCAAUGCAGUUACUAUGGUGAAUGCAAUGGUAACAGGUGGAGCUGGAAUGUGCCUUAAAACAACCCCAAGUGCCCUGCCAGUUUCUCAAAUGCAGACCAAUCAUAGCACAGGAUUAAAUCAGGUUGAUCCUGCUGCAGUCACAUACUCAUUGGCUGGACAAAUUAACGCUGGAGCACCUUUAAGUGGAGAGGUGUUUGUUCAGUCUGAAACUCAGACAAAGCCUGUAAUUGGUCCCUUGAAAAGGAAAUCAGAAUCGGAUGCAACUCUUGAGAUUUCAGUAGAGAACAUCAAUGCAAGUCUAUCACUGCAAGACUGCGCCCCUUCCCUCUCACCAGCUCCCUCACUAGACACAGUCCCAGAGAUGGCAUUCUCCUCUCCUCCUACUCUCUCUCUUUCUCUCCCUCUCCCUCUUCCUCUUGGAGGAGGACAAGUUGAUCGAGCGCCAGUCCCACAAGCUGUGGUCAAACCUCAAGUUCUCACACACCUUAUCGAAGGCUUUGUUAUCCAGGAGGGAGCUGAACCAUUCCCUGUGACAGGACCAGUGAAAGAGCGAGCAGAGGGCAUUCUUCCUGUUGCUGUUCCACCCAUCCUACAACCAGAGCACAACAGCCAUAACAAGUUAAAGUGUGAAUACUGUCUAAGAUUAGCACCAGCCACCCUGUUCAGACGAUCCAAACGCUUCUGUUCCAAAACCUGUGCCAAAAGGUACAAUGUCAGCUGCAGUCACCAUUACCGCAUUAGUAGGGGUCUUGAUGCUGGAGAACGGACACCAGGGGGCCCUGUGAUGCAGGAUGCUAUUGCUAGACGCAGGAGUCCUCGCAGGAGCAGCUCUGAGAUUGCCUGUGCUAAAAUAGCAGGCAGGCAUCUGCCUGUAAAGUGUCGCUCUGAGUCAAGUCGUUCUGAGGACAUCUCCAGCUGUGAGGGUGAAGAAGAGGAAGACUUCUUGUAUCUCUCACCCAGCUCAUCCUUUUCAUGCUCAAGACCAGCUCACUGUGGCCCUCAAUUGGAUGAUUCUGCACCAAGUGGCCUCCAAGUGGCCUUCCUAUCUGGCAACCCUGCUCACUGGAGUGUGGAGGAAGUGUGUCAAUUUAUUUCUUCUCUCCAAGGUUGUGAAGACCUGGCAGGACAGUUCCUGUCUCAGGAGAUUGAUGGGCAGGCUCUGCUGCUUCUGAAGGAAGAGCAUCUCAUGUCCACCAUGAACAUCAAACUUGGCCCUGCCCUCAAAAUCUGUGCAUCUAUCAACAGCCUGAAGGACUGAACAAGGGAAGA
Messenger RNA from Xyrauchen texanus (razorback sucker), 2914 nucleotides. Its product is annotated as polyhomeotic-like protein 1. The coding region runs from base 210 to 2903 and encodes 897 amino acids. The transcript has 15 exons. Gene Ontology annotation, molecular function: protein binding; zinc ion binding. The record is from RefSeq and is a predicted model, not a curated record. Gene Ontology annotation, cellular component: PRC1 complex; nucleus. NCBI's taxonomy places the organism in Eukaryota, Metazoa, Chordata, Actinopteri, Cypriniformes, Catostomidae.